This is a messenger RNA of Diatraea saccharalis (sugarcane borer), 1989 nucleotides long. Lineage: Eukaryota; Metazoa; Arthropoda; Insecta; Lepidoptera; Crambidae. The record is from the annotation of a GenBank genome assembly.
AUGAAUUUGUCGGAAGAAAGUAGUUUUGGCAAUGGCUUAUUGUACGUAGGUUUUAAUCAAGAUCAAGGUAAAUAUUUGAUGCAAUCUGAAGGUUGUUUCGCUUGCGGAACUGAAAAUGGGUUUCGAGUAUUUAACAGUGAUCCAUUGAAAGAAAAAGAAAGACAAAAUUUUGCAGAAGGUGGCUUGUCUUAUGUUGAAAUGUUGUUCAGGUGCAACUACAUGGCCCUAGUCGGAGGGGGAAAGACACCUGUUUAUCCACCUAACAGGGUAAUAAUAUGGGAUGAUUUGAAAAAGGACUCUGCCAUAUCUCUUGAUUUCAAUAGUCCAGUAAAAGCUGUAAAACUCAGAAGGGAUAGAAUCGUAGUUGUUCUGGAAAACUUGAUAAAAGUUUAUACAUUCACUGCUCAGCCUCAGAUGUUGCAUGUAUUUGAAACUUGUCACAAUCCUCGUGGCCUAUGUGUGGUUUGCCCUAACAGUAACAAUGCUUUACUUGCAUAUCCUAGCCGUAAAACUGGACAUGUACAAUUGGUUGAAUUAAGUAGUCAUGCUGGAAGCAGUUCUGCCCCAGAAGGGCAUCUCAUAGCAGCACAUGAAGCACCCCUGGGAUGCCUUUCCCUUAAUGUAGGAGGUACUCGACUCGCAACAGCAUCCACAAAAGGCACUCUUAUAAGAGUAUUUGAUACAUCAACUGGUCAGAAAUUAGCUGAGCUAAGAAGAGGAGCAAAUCAGGCAACAAUAUAUUGCAUCAACUUCAACCAUAGCAGCACAAAUCUGUGUGUUACUUCAGAUCAUGGGACAGUGCACGUAUUUAGCCUUGAAGAUGAGAAACUUAAUAAACAGUCUAGCUUGGCAACUGUAAACUUUUUACCAAAAUAUUUUUCAAGCAACUGGAGUUUCUGCAAAUUCACCAUACCUAAUGGUCCACCAUGUAUCUGUGCAUUCGGAGUUGAUAAAAGCUCUAUUAUUGUCGUUUGCGCUGAUGGAUCCUACUACAAAUAUAAAUUCAAUGAAAAAGGUGAAUGUACCAGAGAUGUCUAUGCUCAGUUUCUGGAAACUUCUGAAGAUAGAUAAAUAUGACGACUCCUCUAUAGGGAAUAAUAUUUAGAAAAUUAGUUGACGAAUUUUGGACUUACAUGCUAAUUUCUAAUAUAAUAUUGACAUUUGGGUGUUGCGCAGCAUUCCUCAUCCUAACUACAAUUUAGUACACACUAUAUUAAAUUAUUCGCAAAGUAAUCAUAAAUUAACAAAGUACUCAAGACAUUUUUUUGCAUAUAUUUAUAUUGUGGUUAGGGUGGGAGAUAUAAAUGGGAUCUGUUGUCCUUGUCACUAGCAAAAAUAAAGACAACAGUUACCUAUUACAUUACAAAAGAGGUGUAUUAUACUUGUUACAGAUGAUAUUGUGAUGAAACAAAAAAUUUUAUAACUUUAUAUUGAAAUUAUUUAGAAUUAAUGUUGCUGUCAAUAAGAAUUCUUAAUGUUUAUAUAGAUUAUAAUAUGUCAGUUUAACUGAACCUUUAGACGUGUCAUUUUUUAAAUUCUAAAUUUGUUUUUAAGUUGUAAUUGGCUUUGUUAAGUUUUGAUUAGAAUGAAAAUGCUGACUUAUUUUAAUUUAGAAAUUAAAGUAUGACAACAACAAAUAAUUGUGACCAUAACGACAUUUAGAUUUAUAUCCUGGAGGCGUAAGUAUAAGGUGUCUAAGAAAAAUAGCACAGUAUAGUUUUCUUCUCAACUUUUAUAGCAUACUCAGUUGGAUUGGUACAGAGCGCACCAUGAAUGAAGCUCCUAUUUAAACAAAGCGUCGUUGAACUUAUGCAGUAGAGAAAACAAUCGCGCUCAGCGUCAUGGCACGGACUGUCCGUUCCUGUGACAGUUUCUUAUUUUAAAAAACGUCGUAACCAAACAAAAUUAAGAUGAAUAACAAAUUAUUAAGUCAUGAAAAAAUCAAAGUAAAUAUCGCACCUCCAGUGUAAUUAUGCAAUAUUCGGAAAU